AUGGAUGCGCCCGUCGUCAAGUUCAAGAAACGAGGAGCCAAGGCCGCGCCUCGCAAAGUCGCGCCUCCGCCGCCCCAGUCGGAUUCAGACUUCUCAUCCGGUUCCGACGCAGAAGGCGACGACGGCCGUGUAGUGAAGCGGCGAAAGGUCAACGACAACGCCCUCAAAGCCUCUACCGCAGACCAGAAGACCAACACAUCCAUUGAGGGCACAACACAAUACGCCGCCAACACCUCUGCGGUAAUCGAAGCAAGCAACGAUGCGACAAAGCAGUCCAACUGGUACGAGGAAAAGACCGACGAUGCUCUCAGCUCCCAGAACCUGUUGGGCAGCACGCGCACAAAGGCCUCUUCGCUCAUUGAAAAGAACCCCGACGCGCCGACGCGCCAAGUAGGGCCUGUCAAGGCAUCCACAAACAUUCGAACAAUCACAGUCACCGACUAUACACCAGAUGUGUGCAAGGACUACAAGCAGACGGGAUUCUGUGGUUUUGGCGACAACUGCAAGUUUCUGCACGCCCGUGAAGACUACGCAGCAGGCUGGAAGCUCGACCGCGAGUGGGAAAUGUCCACCAAGGGCAAGAAGCCCAGUGGCACUGUUGUCGCGUCUGCCAACCGUGACGCCCAAGAGAAAGAUGAAGAUGGCGUCGACCUGGCGCUUUUGGAAAAGAUACCGUUCGCCUGCAUCAUCUGCAAGAAGCCGUACAAGACGCCUAUCAUCACAAAGUGUGGACACUACUUCUGCGAGGCAUGCGCUUUGAAGCGAUAUCGAAAGGACCCGACAUGUGCGGCGUGCAGCGCAAAGACAUAUGGAGUCUUUAACGGCGCAAAGAACCUACAAAAGCUGCUAGAGAAGAAACAGAAGUGGGAGGACAAGAAGAAGGCCGAGGCGGAAGAGAAAGCAAAGGAGGAGGAAGGCGGCGACUGA
Molecule: messenger RNA, 927 nt
Organism: Bipolaris oryzae ATCC 44560
Lineage: Eukaryota; Fungi; Ascomycota; Dothideomycetes; Pleosporales; Pleosporaceae
Exons: 1
Coding region: 1-927 (308 amino acids)
Biological process (GO): snoRNA splicing
Cellular component (GO): U2-type spliceosomal complex
Molecular function (GO): metal ion binding
Source: RefSeq, a predicted model, not a curated record